This is a messenger RNA of Daktulosphaira vitifoliae (grape phylloxera), 680 nucleotides long. RefSeq lists its product as uncharacterized. NCBI's taxonomy places the organism in Eukaryota, Metazoa, Arthropoda, Insecta, Hemiptera, Phylloxeridae. Bases 21 to 467 code for a protein of 148 amino acids. The record is from RefSeq and is a predicted model, not a curated record. The transcript has 4 exons.
AGAUCACUGAAUUAAAUGAUAUGAACAACUAUCUUAAAAAUGUGCUUUCAACAAAUGCAUCCGAAUUGGAUGAAAAAGAAAACAUUUAUCAAAAUAUAAUAAAAAGCUUAGAUUCAAAAAAUGUAAAACUCGGUGAAGAAAAUAUUAACUUACAGCUUGAAACUGCAAGUAAAAUGUCUGAAAUAAAGAUAUUAAAAGAUAAAAUACAUGACUUUCAGUCUAAAGAACAGAAAUUGAAUCAACAACUAAGAGAUGUUAUGAAUAAAUAUAAAAUUUUAGAACAAAAGUUAAGUGCAACUAUUGAUGUUAAUGUAAAAUUAGAAGAAGAUCGCAGAAAAAAAAAUGAUGAAUUAAUAUCUUGUGAAAAUAAGAACAGUGUUUUAAUGCUUGAAACUGCAAGUAAAAUGUCUGAAAUAAAGAUAUUAAAAGAUAAAAUACAUGACUUUCAGUCUAAAGAACAGGUAUAAUGUUCAUCAGUAAAUACCUAUCUUCACUACAUAUAGGGAUGGCAAAAAUUGACACAAUAUCGAUAUUAAAUAGUAUUAAUAUUUCGUUUAUAGCUUUUCAAAUAAGAUUUAUAGAGCUCGGUUUGAUAUUAAGAUAUCAGUAUUGCUAACAAAAAUAUCAAUAUUUAAAGUAAAACUAUUUUAAUCCUGUAUCACAAAUACCAUUAUUACAUG